This is a messenger RNA of Exserohilum turcica Et28A, 1934 nucleotides long. RefSeq lists its product as uncharacterized. Gene Ontology annotation, cellular component: Golgi apparatus. Gene Ontology annotation, molecular function: GDP-mannose transmembrane transporter activity; antiporter activity. Bases 309 to 1457 code for a protein of 382 amino acids. The transcript has 4 exons. The record is from RefSeq and is a predicted model, not a curated record. Lineage: Eukaryota; Fungi; Ascomycota; Dothideomycetes; Pleosporales; Pleosporaceae.
ACUUGCAUGGCUAAGCUGAGGUCCAAGAAUACCAACCAACCACGCAGCUUAUCUGGGCCGCUAAGCCGCAUUCGGCAAGAGACCAUGUCUAAAAUCACGCGCUUGGUUAAAUCUCACCCUUUCAAUACCCGCUUCUACGCGUCUACACUCGCUGCAAGUCACUUUCUCUUUUUUUUCUUUCGUACGUGUCACCAGGUCUUGGGUGCGUUUGUGUGUGGACAAGAGCGGCUUGUAAAAGAGCAUAGUAGUGUCUUAGGCCAUUUUGUCCGUGCGCGUUUGUGUGGUGUGAGACUGGGCAAAACAAGACAAUGUCGAACAAGAGAGAGGAAGAUGUGGAGAUGAACGAGUUGGACAAGGAGUACAGCGAAAGAGACGGGUUUCUUCAGGACACAGCAACAUCUCCGAGCAAAGAAGACAUUGCAGAUGGCGGUGGUCUUUUUGCGCAGCUUGAAAAUAGCUCUGGGGCUGCGGUGCUGGCAUACUGCUUUUCGUCCAUCAGCAUGACGGUCGUGAACAAGUACGUUGUUUCGGGGUCAUCUUGGAACCUGAAUUUCUUCUAUCUGGCUAUCCAGGCGGCCAUUUGCACUGCAGCAAUCCUAGUUCUGCAGCGCACAGGCACGAUUUCAAACCUUGCUGCGCUUGAAAGCGGAAAAGCCAAGAAAUGGCUCCCCGUAUCCAUCUUCUUUGUCGGCAUGAUCUACACGAGCACCAAGGCGCUUCAAUUCCUCUCCGUCCCCGUCUACACCAUCUUCAAGAACCUCACCAUUGUCGUCAUUGCCUAUGGCGAGGUGCUCUGGUUCGGCGGCAAAGUCACGCCGCUGCUCCUCCUCUCCUUUGGCCUCAUGGUCCUCAGCUCCAUUGUCGCAGCGUGGGCUGACAUCCAAGCUGCAAUGGGCGGCGGCAGCCAGACAUCGGAGAAAGCCGCUGCAAUUUCAACGCUGAACGCAGGAUAUGCGUGGAUGGGACUCAACAUUGUGUGCACUGCGUCCUAUGUCCUUGGCACAAGGAACUUUAUCACGUCGUUGAAGUUCAAAGACUGGGAUACAAUGUACUACAACAACCUCCUCUCCCUCCCCAUCAUGCUACUCUGCUCCCUCGUAACCGAAGACUGGUCCUCGACCAAUCUCGCCAAGAACUUCCCCAAGGAAACCCGCACCAACCUCUUCAUCGGCAUGAUCUACUCGGGGCUCGGCGCAAUCUUCAUUUCCUACUCGUCGGCGUGGUGCAUCCGCAAGACAUCCUCGACCACGUACUCGUUUGUCGGCUACCUGAACAAGCUGCCGCUGGCCAUUAGCGGCAUUGUGUUUUUCGGUGCGCCCGUUACGUUUGGUAGCAUCACGGCUAUUUUCCUGGGGUUUUUCAGUGGCCUCGUGUAUGGUUAUGGCAAGGUGAGGAUGAAGGAGGCGGCGACCAAGAAGGAGGGAGGCUUGUUGCCUGUGGCUCAGGGAAGCAAGUGAACAAUUUGUACUCAUACAUGUAAAUAUUACUCGGUAAUUUCAAGGCUAGACCAACGGAUAUCGUACAUACACUACAACACUAGAAUCCAACUUUUUUUGAUUCUUUCUUGUUACAACUAACUAGUCUUUGUACAUUGCAUGCAUUAUACCUCACAUCUCAUCUCAUCACAUACACACAUACGUAGGCAAAAAGCACAACCAACGUUCUUGAUGCCCGACGUACUCAGCUUCCCUUGCCGUUGCUUUCUUUGCACGUGUGUAUGUGUAAGAAGACUACGGCGGCGCAUGGUCCAACAACGACAGGCACGCAGACAUGGAUAGGAUAACUGACAUGUCUGUAGUAGUCACAUGCGACAUGACAUAUUCAUGCCCUGGAUGCAACCGCGUGCUUCCGCAUUGGGCCUGUGGCGCAAUGCGCAUGAGUCAGGUGGUAUGCUGUACACACAUCCACACAUCCACACACAUGCAGACGUGUUA